UCCCUGCAUAGCGCAUGCAAUUCCAACCACCCUCAGGUACCCUUGUCAUGGUAUAUCUUUUCUUCCUGUUGGCUGUGCUUGGUCAUGUCCUUUCUGCCCCACUUGCUGCUGAAGAGUGUUCAUCCAGUGUUGUUUUGGAUGGGAAAACUGUGAAGGUUACCUCUCUUUUAAGUAAUCACAGGUGUUCCCUGUCUCACUUAUUUGAGUCGUUCUUUGAGGAUGAUGAUGUUCUAACCAGUACUGUAGGAGAUGGUUUUGCUCACAAGGUUUGUGUUGGUUUUUUGGAGUUGGUAAAAGUUGGAGAAACUGGGAGCCUUCUACGAGAAAUUUGUUUACUGGCUAAAUUUACAAGUUCAGAAGAGGAUUAUUGUCAACGUAGCAUAGAUCAAAAUGUUCCAGAUAUUAAGAAGUUAAUUAAUCUAUCUUCCUCAUUAUUGCUGCCUGAUGGUUAUCGUUCUGCACUUGAGAUAUUAUCUACUCUAGAUAGAGUAAAUUGUAAUGGCAUCUGUGGAGGAAGGAAAACUGUGUUGUGUGACACAGUUGUUGAACUUGGUAAAGCUUUUUCAAUGGCUAAAUCUUCUUCUAUUACAGACAAAAGCAGUGCAAAUCGAUCUCAUUCUGACAGUGAAGCUGCUGCAGUCAAUGAAACAAGAAGCCUUUCGACAGGAGUCACUAUCAAUAGUAACGGCCUUCCUAAAACAGAAAAUGGUACUGGUUCCUCAAAAACUCAGUUUAAUAGCACCAAAGGAACUACUUCAAAGCAACUUCCUAAGAUUACAGGAGACCAUAAUUCUAAUAAGCGUUUUUCAUCUCCAGACAAAAAUGUUCCCUCUCAAAGGCCUUCUGGUGGCCAAGGCCAGCAACUUGGCACAGAGCAAACCAAUUUAUAUCAACAAGUCAGUGAUCCAAACAAAAAGUCAUCAUCUACAUAUUCAGCAAGGCGCAGUCCAAAUAUUCCUGGACAGCCUAAUUUGUAUCCACCAGGACGCAAUCCGAAUGUUCCUGGACAACCUAAAUGGUAUCCAACAGAACGCAAUCCUAAUAUUCCUGGUCAGCCUAAUUUGUAUUCAACAGGACAGAAUCCAAAUAGUCCUGGACAACCUAAUUGGUAUCCAGCAGGGCGCAAUCCAAAUAUCCCUGGACAGCCUUAUUUGUAUCCAACAGAACGUAAUCCAAAUAUUCCUGGACAACCUAAUGGGUUUCAAACAGGACGCAAUCCAAAUUUUUCUGGACAGCCUAAAUGGUAUCCAACAGGGCGCAAUCUUAAUAUUCCUGGACAGCCUAAUUUGUAUCCAAUAGGACGCAAUCCAAGUAUUCCUGGACAAGCUAAUGGGUUUCAAACAGGACGCAAUCCGAAUAUUCCUGGACAGCCUAAUUUGUAUGCAACAGAACGUAACCCAAAUAUUCCUCGACGACCUGAUUCAUAUGGAAAAGGACGUAAUCCAAGUUUUCCUGGACAGCCUAAUUUGUAUUCAACAGGACGUAAUCAAAUUAACCCUGGACAGCCUCUUCAGUAUCCAGCUCAAAAUAAUCAAAAUAUUCCUGGAGGGCCUUUUCAGUAUCCAAUGGGUCGUAAACAAAAUGUUACUGGUCAGCCUGCUCCACAUCCGAGUAAACAGAGUCAAAAUCAAGGGACUCAAGGUGCCUCUACAUUGAAUCCUGGAGGAAGUAGACCCAAUCAAAACACUCCAGUUGGAUCUUCUAAUUCAAGUGCAAAUUUUCAUAAUCCCAAAGUUACAGAAGAUAAUAUACAGAAUCAAAGGAAUCCUUUGGAAAAAUCUGGCCCCCAGAAUCAAGGAAAAAGUGAUGAAGAUGUUGUCAGCAACCAAUUCAACAAGACACAUAUAGUGCACUUUCCUGUAGAUCCUGAAAACAAAGGACCAUUGCCACCGGAUUUGGGUGGAGAAAAGAGUAGUACCAAAAAAGGUGAGGAACUUGAUAAAAGUGGCAAAAAAUCUGAAAGUGGAACAAAGCCAAGUGGCACUGAAGCAAAUGAUCUGCAAGAAGGCCAGACAAAAGAUGAUCUACCCGGUGAGACCAAUAGUGAUAUUGUAAUUGAUAAAGAAAAGCAAAGCAUUGAAGACAAUUUGGAGCAAAACAAGGAAGGUAAAGAUGGCAAUAGAAAAAAUGAUGAUGCUUUUGUGGAUGUUAAGAAAGAACAAGAGGAUGAUACUCUGACUUCAUUUUCCGAGGGUGCUGAAGCUAAUCAAAUGAAUGCUGCACUAGAGGAUAAGAAUAAUGCUGAUUCCUUUCAGAAUUUUGAUUCUUUUUCAAAUGAUGAAAGUGAGAAAGGAAAUAAGGACUUUCAAGAACCUCUUCCAAAUGAAAAUGAAAAGUCAAAAUUUCAUGCCGACUCUGAUACUCCUUCUACAAAACCUACGUCUCAAAAGUCAACUAAUCCUACUACUGAAGAGAUGUCUAUUGACGAUGAGUAUCAUGGAUAUGGUACCUGGCAUUUUGUUAGUAUUUUUCUUAUUGUAAGUGUGAUUGCAAUAGUUGGAUACUUCUUUGUGCAUAAUCGUAAGAAGGUAAAGAGAAAGUCUUACAGGUCAGAUAGCUGGAAAAGGACGCCGAAAGAAUAAUUAUCGACCUCUCAGCCAGCAAUAACAGCCAGAUCAUUAACUUUGUUGACAUUGUGUUUAUUGCAUGUAUGUGUUGCAAAGGUAUUUUGAAGUGAUUUUUGAAUGGUUCUUUUAUGAAACUUUUUAA
Messenger RNA from Amphimedon queenslandica, 2709 nucleotides. RefSeq names its product sporozoite surface protein 2-like. The transcript is spliced from 11 exons. The record is from RefSeq and is a predicted model, not a curated record. Lineage: Eukaryota; Metazoa; Porifera; Demospongiae; Haplosclerida; Niphatidae. The coding region runs from base 15 to 2582 and encodes 855 amino acids.